AUGUCCCGCAUCUCCUGCGCUGUUGAUCUUGUCGUCCCCGCCACCUAUCGAGAGACCUGGAAACAGCAAAACCCCUUGUCCAAGUCCCAAGAUAACGGAGCAGUUCUGCUCCCCCAGGGGGUGGCGAUCAAAAGCGAGGAGUAUUCCUCCUCACGAUGCCCAACCACGAAGCCCAACGGCUUUCAAACAAUACCCUUAUAUCGUUAUAUGCUUUCUAAGGAACAGAUAGGAGGAUGUCUAUCAGGUGGCUACUGA
Messenger RNA from Nannizzia gypsea CBS 118893, 255 nucleotides. RefSeq lists its product as hypothetical. The coding region runs from base 1 to 255 and encodes 84 amino acids. NCBI's taxonomy places the organism in Eukaryota, Fungi, Ascomycota, Eurotiomycetes, Onygenales, Arthrodermataceae. The transcript is spliced from 3 exons. The record is from RefSeq and is a predicted model, not a curated record.